AUGAUGACCAGGAUUGCUGUUGGGGCAUGUUUCACCGUCUCUGAAAUUUACAAGAAGCUGUAUGCUUUCUUCUGGAUGUUUGUGGCGGCGGAGGCGUGGUUCAGCGAGGGUCGCACUAAUCUGAUUCAGCACCAUAUUGAGACCAAGCCGGGCGUGGUGACUGACGCAUCGGACUGGGGGCUGGGCGCAGUCCUGUCCCAGGGGGUGGAGGGGGUGGACAGGCCGGUGCUCAGCCCCCAGUUUUGUUCCAACCGCUUAAAUGCUAAAGAUACUUGCGCUGUAAAACCUAUUAAGACUGUGUCUGUUCCCCGAAUAGUGAGGUCAAAAUAUAAAUAUAAAUAUAAUGUAGGAUCUAGAAAAAAUAUUAUCGUAAUUAAACCAGAAAAAUUUAAAGUAAAUGAACAAAAACAAUUUUUAAAGUUUGGGCUCAUAAAUAUUAGAUCACUCGCACCAAAAGCAGUUAUUGUAAAUGAAAUGAUCACAGAUAAUAGUUUUGAUUUACUCUGCUUGACUGAAACCUGGCUAAAACCAAAUGAUUAUUUUGGUCUAAAUGAGUCUACUCCACCAAACUACUGUUAUAAGCAUGAGCCCCGUCAGACUGGUCGUGGCGGGGGUGUUGCAACAAUAUAUAGUGAUAUUCUCAAUGUUACCCAGAAAACAGGAUACAGGUUUAACUCUUUUGAAAUACUUCUGCUAAAUGUUACUCUGUCAGACAUGCAAAAGAAAUCUAAUGUAUCUCUUGCUCUGGCUACUGUGUAUAGACCACCAGGGCCGUAUACAGAAUUCCUAAAAGAAUUUGCAGAUUUCCUCUCAGACCUUCUAGUUACAGUUGAUAAGGCGCUAAUCAUGGGAGAUUUUAAUAUUCACGUUGAUAAUGCAAAUGAUACAUUAGGACUUGCGUUUACUGACCUAAUAAACUCCUUUGGAGUCAAGCAAAAUGUCACCGGGCCCACUCAUCGUUUUAAUCAUACACUAGAUUUAAUUAUAUCGCAUGGAAUCGAUCUUACUGCUAUAGAUAUUGUACCUCAAAGUGAUGAUAUUACAGACCAUUUCCUUGUAUCGUGCAUGCUGCGUAUAACUGAUCAAUCAAUCAAUCACCUUUAUUUAUAUAGUGCUUUAAACAAAAUACAUUGCGUCAAAGCACUGAACAACAUUCAUUUGGAAAACAGUGUCUAAAUAAUGCAAAAUGAU
Carassius gibelio (silver crucian carp) is the source of this 1191-nucleotide messenger RNA. RefSeq lists its product as uncharacterized. The transcript has 5 exons. The coding region runs from base 1 to 1176 and encodes 391 amino acids. The record is from RefSeq and is a predicted model, not a curated record. Gene Ontology annotation, molecular function: catalytic activity. NCBI's taxonomy places the organism in Eukaryota, Metazoa, Chordata, Actinopteri, Cypriniformes, Cyprinidae.